AUACCACUGUCUCGAAUAAAUUGUUGUCACGUAAAUAGAACAAUUUUUAAGCACUAAAAUAAUUUGUAUAAUUUGUUGUUGCCAUUUAGAAGAAUUGGACAACGAUGGCCAAUCCGGAAGGAUCAUCUAGUGGCGGCCGCAGCCCGCCUGCAGCUGGACAUGAUGCCGACAUUUGGGCCGCCUACCCCCCCUGGAAUGCGACUUGCACAUGCGACAACUGUACGCGCAGUGUGCCAGUGGCGGUGGGUCAACUUUUGUGUGUAACAUUUGCCUGGGAACCGCAAGCGAUGCCGUGGUCACCAUUUGCGGCCACUUGUUCUGCUGGCCCUGCCUGACCCGGUGGCUGACGUCUGGUCCCAAUCGCAAGAUCUGCGCCGUCUGCAAGGCGGCCGUGGACAACAGCAAAAUCAUUCCAAUUUAUGGACGCAAUAGCACACGUCCGGAUGAGUAUGCUCGCGAUGGUCUUGCCCCACGCCCCACUGGCGGCAUCCCCGCUCCACCACCACGCCCAUCAUCGCAGUUUGUUACAAUUACAUUUUGCAAUGGCCUCAACGUGUCGCUCGGCUAUGGAAACUUUCCAUUCGGUCUUAUACGAAUUUCAUUCAAUUACGUGGAGCGGGAGCCGGAGCCGAUCCGGAUCAGGAAUUGGAUUCUCCUGGCAUCAACGACCCAGUGCAAAUCGGAGACGAACAGAUACUGA
Drosophila obscura is the source of this 700-nucleotide messenger RNA. RefSeq names its product E3 ubiquitin-protein ligase RNF185-like. The record is from RefSeq and is a predicted model, not a curated record. Lineage: Eukaryota; Metazoa; Arthropoda; Insecta; Diptera; Drosophilidae. Gene Ontology annotation, molecular function: ubiquitin protein ligase activity; ubiquitin-like protein conjugating enzyme binding; metal ion binding. The transcript has a single exon. Gene Ontology annotation, biological process: ubiquitin-dependent protein catabolic process. Gene Ontology annotation, cellular component: endoplasmic reticulum. Bases 209 to 700 code for a protein of 163 amino acids.